AUGAUAAAGUUUAAGUCUGGAAAAUGCAUGCUCACGUGUGUUGGUUCUGCGAUACUCUUGCUUACGGCCAUUCAUCCUUGGAUCCAAGAUCAUGAAGAUGUUGAGUGGACGGCGUCUUCUUUUUCUACUAAUUCUCCUUCAAAUAUCUCAGAUGCAGGUAAACCAGUUGAUAAAAACGAAUAAACACUGCACGAAAAAUUGGAUUUACACAAAUCUACUCCGUGCAAAUAUAUGUUGCAAGAAAGUGCAAGCAAGGGGGAAAUUAAAAGCAAAGAUACAUGGUAAAUACCGCAUUUGCUUGCCAGUUUUCAUGGGGUUGUACCCUGGUAUCAGAGGUUUUUCUUGAUUUUUCUUGGCGAAAGAGAUCAAGAGCAAGCCGCGAAGCGGCUACAACGAGUCUCGAAAGCCAUGAGGAGAGAGAGAAAAACCUCUGGUUACCUUGGCCUCGAAUCUCACUUUCAUGCAGACGACAGCUGUCAAACGCGUCAAAUUGCUAAUAAAAAGAGUGAACAACGGCAAUUUAGCAAACAUGUGCUUACCAGCCGCUAUUUUUUUAACUGGGGGUAGACCUGGGGAAAUUAUGUUAUGAACAAACCAUCUCCACUUGGGUAGUAAAGAGUGAUUUGUUAAUCGGGGUCAAGCUAAAGCAUGUGUUAACGCUGGGCAACAAGAGUCCAGGAAUAAGAACACCACUUUAUAAAGAAACCAACAUUGUUCCAAACGUCUGCUGCAGGAUUUGCAGAAUUUAAGUAAAAAUAAGUGGCCGAUCUAAAAUCAACGUUUUUGGGUAUAAUAACAAGGACUUUUCACAAACAUUGUCAUCUGUUCUGUCGGCUGUGUACAUGACUCAACGGUAUUAUCUGUCAGAAGUGCCAGCGGGAAGUUGUAAAGUUUGCAAGAGUCUAUCAAUCGCGCUUAUUAUAUUGUUUACUUCUGUGGGGCGCGCCGUUCGCGUCGAUUCGAAACAUGUAUUGUAACAGAAAAUGUUAAAUACAUCGAGACACGAGAUUCUGGUCUUCAACGUCUGGACUGCUCAAACUGGUUGCUGAGACGCCACGGUGUCGUAGUUCGCGGAUAGGCGAGUCCAAAAGAGACACUUGAGAGGACAGACAACCAAAAUUAUUGCAUGGCGAGGGUAUGGGUAGCCUCUUAGGGAAAGGUACUUGCAAACAUCAGGUAACGACUGAAAUAUUAUAUACUUUCCAUUUCCGGUUGAUAAAAUGGUGAACACAUCCUUUCGACUCAACGCGGUGAACAAAGCUUUCUUAUGUUGCUCAGUGAGACUCAGGAAAGCACUCAUCAAGUACCACGGUCAAAAUUUCUUCGAAUAUUCUUUCAGGAACAACAUCCAUGUCAAAAUCUCGAAAUAUGGCGUGCCUUUACGUGUCUUGGUCCCGUGCAAAUGUUAUUGCGAGUGCAGCAUACAAACAAUUUUCUUCCCUUGUAGAGAGAGGCAAAAUGAGGUGUGAAAAUCGUCAGCGUCCCCUCGGUAGUUACAAUUAAACGAGCCAAUCAAAUUGGUUUGCGUGUUUAAAAAAAUAUCAACCAAUCAACGCCCGAGGGUCAGAUCCUGAACCUGUCGUCUGCAUGAAAGUGAGAUUCGAGGCCAAGGUAACCAGAGGUUUUUUUCUCUCUCCUCAUCGCUUUCGCGACUCGUUGUCGCCGCUUCGCAGCUUGCUCUUGAUCUCUUUCGCUAAGAAAAAUCAAGAAAAACCUCUGGGACCAGGGUAAUGGGGUUGUAAAUUUUAGGGCAAAUGCAGUAUUUACAAUCUUUGCUCUUUAUUUAACAUUACUUUGCAGUUUUUUGCACCAAAUUUGGUGUAAAUCCAAUUUUUCGUGCAGUGAAAACGACACAAAACAAACUGCAAACGCAGUAUUUACGAAGGAUCGGGGUUUAAAAAUUUCAUCGGAUUGUAAUUAAUUGUCACUAAUUACUGACAAUUAUUAUUAUUCGUUCAAAAUAUUUCCCCAAUUCUGAUGGGCUAAAAGCAAACGCAUAAAUCACCAUAACCAGUUACUGAUGACCAAAUUUGAAAGAAUUUUGUGUUUAACGAGGAAAUGACGUCAAAAAUGCAGCCCACUACAGGUUAAGGCACCGUUACCGAGAAGACCUGGGGACGAGGUUGAGUUGUUUUGGUUGUGAAAAAAGAAUGGCGGACAUCGAAGGCCUUAGUGGAUAACACCCUCCUCGAUCUGCUUAAUUCUUCAUAUCCUAUUCAGCCUCAUUCAUUAAUUGCCAAUUUAUUUAUUUGUUUAUACCACUCAAAAUUUCUAUUAUUCUUCCAAACAUCACAUGUAACCUUUCGGUCUGCUCAGUAACAUGGAACCAUAACUGCAUUCCUGGAAGCCUUCCAGAUAAUGAACUCAACCUUUAUGAGCUCUACGAAGGAGUGGAAACCUUCCUUAUGUUCAUUGGAUAUCCGAGAAGUUCGCACAGCCUUAUGGGAGCAAUCUUAGACGCUCAUCCACACAUAGUAAUUCCACAUGAAUAUCACAUAGUUAAUCGAUGGAGUAUUUACCAGGACGAAGCACUUAUAAAUACUGGCAUGCAAAAAUACCUUCUCUUCUAUAAUCUUCACUCACUUUCAACUUGGCAAGCCGUUUUUGGCAAUCGAGCAAAGAAACCUGUUUUCCUUGACGAUGGAAUCUAUUCUUACAAUGUACCAGGUGCAUGGCAGGGAACUUUCAGCGGCAAAAUUAAGGUAAGCACAAAUGCUUUUUUUUUAACCGUUUUUUUUUUUCCAGUUUUUGAUAAAAAGUCUUGUUUUCAUAAGUUACGAAACAUCAUUAACUAGAGGUAUUUUCAAGACAUACAAAAAAAAACCCGCGUGUAAGAGCCAAGUGGUUUAAGAACCAUCUGGCGAAAAAUUGAUUCCAAAAAAUAUAAGAACCUGUUAAGCCAAGCAAGAUGAACAGAUUCUUAUGAGUGGAUUAUUUAUUUAUUUUAUUUUAUUUCGUUUUGUAUUAUAAAGCUCUUGCUGUAGAGAUAACGCCUCAAAUAGAUUCUGUUAUCAGUUUAGUUGGCUUAUUACAAUGCAGCUGAUGAAUAAUGAAUACGCUAUGUUUAAUUACCAAACCCAAAUUUCAAAAUUAAUUCUAAAAGAAAUUAAUUCUACUUUAAAGUCUUAAUUGCCAAUAACUACACCAAAAUACAAGAACCUCUAUUUUUGUGCAGUCUUCAAAAAAUGAAGGUUUGUACACUUGGAUUUGGCUGAAAUGUACAAUUAAUGAAAUAGUUUUAUUACUUUAGGUUAUCGGUGACAAAAAAGGAGGUGGAACUACCAUGGAACUAUUUGAAAAACCACUCAAGUUUGAUAUUCUAAAAGAAAUCAACAAAUCCGUUGGGGUUCCCAUGAAGUUCAUUCACGUUAUAAGAAAUCCUUUUGAUGUUAUCUCGACUUGGGUUCUGAGACUUUUUAAUUCAAGACUUCGAGUCAACGAUGGAAUAACAAAGGUAAAAGAGAAACGUUUGAUAGCAAUCAAGAGAGGAUAGAACAUAAGCUAGAGGAUUUCAUAUAAUAUAGGCCUUAGCUUAUAACUCUACAGAUAAAUCACUCAUGGAUUAUUUGAGAUCAUGUAAGAUUCACGUGUUAAAACCUGAAAGCAGCUGGACGUAGAGUAAUUAAUAUAUUACUGUCUAUUCAGGAAGAAGGUACCUUCCUUACAUAAUUCCAGCCGAUUGUAGCUUCUGAACUGGCUGCACACCAUUCAGCAAGCAUCAAGGUCAUUGUUAGUUUGUUGGUCUCCUUUUCCUUCUACAACGGAGGCCAAAAAUCCUGCAAAAAUCCAUCUGCAUUUAUUGAAAACCUUCCUUUAAAAAGCGGUAAAAGAUCAAAUAUGCAAAGAACGUAACAUAAUAUCCACCUUUGCAAUAGUUCGGAUGCCUCUAACGGCCCUCCCCUCCUCCUCCAAGCUAUAUUGGGAUAGACAAACACUUUUCAGGACUGGGUAAAGUGGACAGAGUGAGCAAAAUCCAACAUUGCUUGGGGGUGAGAAACGAAGGGAGACAGUUUAAGUCGUAUCGUGUUAAGUGCCCCCAAGACUUUUGACCUCCAUGACAGCAGAGGUCUCUGACAGGCCCCGUUUGGAUAGCGCUCAGUAUCAAUCGGAUAAUUAUUAGGGAAACGCGCUAUCUGCUGUAUAGGAAUUUACCCGGUGAAUAUAAUAGUGGUUUCCUCCUUUGAAAAACUGGGGCCAGAUCUCUUUCCUUCCUUUCGGUCGUAAUUGACCUUUGCUAGCCCUGAGGGGAAAUCCUCCUUCUUAUCAACUUUUUAUUUUGGGAACUUGAGCUAUUUUCUCUUUUUUUAUGAAUUAGAUCAACAAACCUCAGGCUCUGGAGAAUUUCAUUACCUCAUACUUCCAGUUAACUGACACCAAUGCGAGAAUCAAGCAACUUUACGGAAAUGCUGUUUUAGAUGUCGUGAGCGACGAACUGUUGUUUAAGCCAAGGGAAACCUUGCAAACGAUAUGCGGUUUCCUUAGCGUUUCGUGUGAAGAACACUACCUUUCUCGAGUGGAAAGGAUACUCUAUAAGAAGCCUUCUGAUACAAGAAACACAGUUGUAUGGACUAAGGAGCAGAAAGACAGAGUUCAGACGGAAAUGCAGAAAUAUUCUUUUUUGCGUCAAUUUACCUUUCACUGAAAUAUUAUUAGACUGUUUACUUCGUUGUCAUUAGCCAGUGAAAGAAUGCCUGAUUGGCAGUGAACAACCCGGAAGCAUUAGCUAAUUUGGUCACUGCACACAUCUUAAUUCCUUAAUUUCUUGUUAUCUUUAUUUCUGAUAUUAUUCCGUAAGGUACUUAUACAAAUUAAAAUACCAAUGUAAUCAAUAUGUAUAUAUAGUGCAAAAACAAUAAAAUCUGAAAUCUGAAAUCCGAGUGGACUGAGUCGGUUAAUUAGUUAAUAAAUGUAAAGAAGAAAAAAAAAGCUUCUUAAAGUAGGUUAUCGGAUUUCGAAAAUCAGGAAUUUUAGCUCGUGGAAUGCGGAAUCCUGCGCUUAGGAAUCCGGAAUUCAGCUCUUUGGAUCCAAAAUCCCGCUGACGAUUGGAAUUCAAAAUUCGAGUUCUACGACAACGAAUCCGGAAUCCGGUACCUGGAGUCCGGAAUUCACAGCGUGCAUAGCUGUUACACUGUUUGGCUAGCAUUACUUGUAAAAUACAUAGCGAUCACUUUCUCGCUCUUGAUUGGUUUUGUUUGUGUUUCAUUCAGUUGACUUGUUGAAGACAGACAGCGGUUUCCUGCUAAUCAAGACACUAAACGCAAUGAACACAUGUAAAGGAUCAUUGCUUUUCUUUCAGGUUCUUUUAUUGCGAUACAACAAAAGCUACAUGGUAUUUACAGUAGUAUGUAUACUUUUAUUCUGUUGCACGACACCCAGCGUCACUCUAUCUUUGAGCGAAGCACGCAGUGUUGUGUCGUAAUCGUGAAGCAAUAACCUAACGAUAACUUUGUUAUUUUCCCGAAUUAGUGCUGUGCGAUGGAAGUAUUAAGAGCGCAAUCAACUACUAUUAUCAUUAUUUCCGAUGAAGAUCUGCACAAUUAAGCAGUUGCGUUAGAAAAUCCUUCUUUCUUACCGCUGCUAAACACAAUUCUACGUUGAAUGCUUCGCUCAGCUUUUACAAUUUUGCGGAUAUUGAUAUAUAAUUCCUAACCAGCCCGUUUUUGAAUAUCACUAUCACACUAUAAAUAUGUACUUACAGUACCUACUUGCUUGCUUUCUUUCUUACAUAAUUGAUUAUUUAGAGGUAUUCAUUUCCUAAAUAAAUUAAUUCUGAAUGAACUAAAUGAUUACACAAUUAUAUAAUAAGUUAAUUAAUUACCUGUUUACGUAAUGCUUGUUAAAGCAUUGGUUAUUUUCCCGAGUACAGACAUUGGAAACUUAAAUUUGUCAACGUCCAAGGCAGAACUAGCAAACACAACGCAGAGUGAAAUAGUCUAAACGCCAUGGCUGAGUUUGAAGAAGAAAUAAAAGCGCAAAUAUAGGGUAGGAAAUUAUGAUGGGUGUAUGUUAGAUGGGGUAGCGCAAGUUUUGCAUAUUGCUAAAGCUGUUCCACUGAUUUCCAUCCUUUUUAUCGCCAUUAUGCUCGCUUUGUUUGGUAUGCUAUGUUUUGUUAUGUUCAGGGUACCUUUAGACCCUUUACCGGGAUCCACCCAGCCCAGAGUAGCUGAGUCUAUCCCAUGAAUUCAUGCAGCAUUUUGAUGGCUAACGGCAAUUCUGCAAAAUGAUGACGGUCGUGAACUCGACAGUCAGUGGUAACCGAAGCUUUUCGUAAGACACUGUCUUUGUGUUUUCAACUUUCCCUUCCUACAUCAUGUGCCCUAAAACCCUAUACUUAGACUAAAUUCAACCCCCGGACGUACUAUGGGGGAGGGGGGGUGGGUUCUGAUUUUUUUUCCUUAGACGAUAAACAUCAGCACCUGAAGAUUUUUGUAAUGGGGGCAUUUUGAGAAACGUUUGGUGAUGGCCAAUUACUAUGGUUAUGACGUCAUAAGCAGCAGGUGGUCAAGCCAUUUUUGAGUGAAAAUGCAUGUUUUUUAAACUUUUUUCAACAAGUAAAACUUCUGGACAAAAUGAUGCAAAGUAAUUGUUUAUGAUAGUGUUAUUUUACAAGUCAAGCGCAAAAAACUAUUAACUCUCACUGUUUUUACCUAAUUUCUAAUUUUUACCAAAAUUCAAGAUGGCGACCAUGUUUGGUGACGUCUCAUACCUCCAGCAGCGCCACCACCCAUAACAUUUACCUCAUCUUGUAGAGAAGAUCAAAGGCUUUCCACUGAAGGCAAAAUCGGAUCGAAUACUGCAACAUAUAAAAAAAACUCAAGAGGGGGUAAAUCAACCUCCCACCCCCCAACCCCCCCCCCCCCUCCCCGUGUACCACGGUGGGAGUAUGACUUUGCGUGUAUGUCCGAGGGUUAAGAAGAAUAAAAUUAUCUGCGAAAAACAUUUCGUCGUUAUAUACGCUGAUUGUUAACUCUAAAACGCAUUUACACUAUAUACAACUUGAUUUGCAAGUUAAGCUUUAUAUACAUUAAUGUAUAAACAUGAAGAUUAUGCAAACUUUACAAUUACAUCAUGGGAAACAAUCUGCAUACAAACUUUGCAGCAGCCAUUGAUGUCCCUUUCUAAACCAUCAAGCACCAAGCUAAUUCUUUGUCUCAAGUGGCAAAUGGAGAAGCCUUGACACAAAAACCUGCAUAUAUCUACACAACAAAAACCGUUUGUGUAACCUUCAAAAUUCGGAAUAAUCAACAGUUCUACUAGUAGUGCUAGUUGUGAUUGCAUUAUUGCAUUGUUACACGAGUUAUUUACACCAAUUUGUACGCAAAGGGAAUUUGCAGACUUAAAAGUUAGUUAAUUUUAAGCUUAAUCUUGUGAGGUGACUACGCAGCGUAGCUCCUUACCAUAUAUAAACUUUUUGUUGCUUUGAAUAUUUUGGUACAAUAUGUUAUUUCAUCAUGAUCAAUAUUGCCAGGUUUCUUUAUCAAACAUGAUAUUUUAACAAUAUUUUCCUUCUAGUUUGUUGGUUAAAAAAUUUUGGUUUAAAAAAUGUCGUCGGUUCUUGCCAUAAGCAAAUAAAUUUUUUUUGUGGUUCUCGGGGCUACUUGCCUGGUAAGUAUCGCUGCGAUAACUGUAAUUUUAACAAACCUUCAAAAGGGGAAACGCAGUCCUGUCGGAAUACUUUUUUCAGUCACUUUAAAUGUAGGUAAUCAUGUUCAAAUUAGCUAUGUACAGCCAUAAACGUAGACAACAUUUUACGGAAUCUUUCAUAUUUGCAAGGAUCAUACGAUUUUUAUAUCGUUGACCUAUACAUCAAUCAAGAAAACUCAAGUACAUGUAAAUUUAGAAAACGUUUAAGGGAAUAUUUGCCGUUAUAAACUACAUUUGCUACUAUAUAUUAUUGAUAUCUUUUCUACUUUCACUCUAAGCAGGGACCUACGAUAAAAUGAUUAUGCGAUGGUUUAGACGUAAAGUACUAUCCUCGUCAGCUCUUCGACCUCAUCAGGGGAAACUAAAGGCUCAGCUAGGCGCCAUUGAGACAUUCAAGGUACAGUUAUGUUCCAUUUUAAACUAUUGCGAUUUGAUUAAGGUUUGGAGCAGGAGAUCUUGCAAAUAGCCUCUUUACAAAGGCGCAAAAGUCUUUCAUUUGAGUGAGAUAAAGUAUGAAGUUGACAGCAGGAUUUGUCAUCGCUAAAGUCGCACCUACAGCUCGAAUAACAUAAUCGGUUUCAUAAUGGAGUUUUGCUUUGGUAACAUUGUUAUAGAUUACCUGACAAACAUAAAACAAGUAAGGAAGGAUAAAUGCAAAUGUAAUUGCAACUAGAAUACUUGUACUGCGAACUGCUGCGGCUCUUACCUUCAAUUUGAUGCCAUUGUCUCGCUGCACGUCAACUGACUUCCUGUAUAUUCGCCUCCAAACAGUUUUUAUAAGCGAGAUGUUUAUUAUGAUCAUAAUGACCAUUGGCAGAAUAAUUUGUAAAAUUACGAAGGUGGAGUAUAUCAGCCGGGACGGUAAGUAAUGGUUAUUGUAUCUACAAAUAACAGUGUAAUGUGUAUCAUUAACACUAUAUCGUACCCCAUCGAAAGUUGCAGCAGGAAAACACACAAUAAGACAUCCUUCUAACCAAGCAAACAGAACCAACUUUUUAACAGUCGAAAGCUUAAGCGUUCGUGGGGCAGAGCGGGUUGACAGAUACUUCUCAAUACUUAUAACUAACAAAUUACUCAUCGUGAUAGUGGGAAACAGGAUUAUAAAGUACAUUGUUGCCUUACAACCCCAACCUGACUGAAUAGAAUGUGAAUCAGAAAGGAGGGAGAUUACUGUAACUGGAACUGAAAUGAGAGAUGAAAGAAUAUCAGAUGUAGCUAGACUCUUAAUGUAAAAAUUAAAAUUCUUCUGGAAAGAAAUCCCUCUUAGAAAAGAGUUGGUUACUUUCUUGGUUUUCAUGAAGUACAGGACGAGCACACUCCCGACAAGUCCAAAUAUUGCCGCAGUUACCAGGAAUACAGAUAUUGUAAUUCUGAUUGAAGACUUGAUUGCGUCGCCACUGGAAAUGAACAUGCUACUGUUAACAACCGUUUCUUUGCCCGCUGUAGUGACUGUGUAAGGUAAUAAUCUGGAUGAAAAAUGGGAUCUGUUCAUCAUGCCCAUUUCAUCAAGAGCCGCCCAAUCUGUAAUUUAAAAAAAAGACAAGCGGAAAUAUUAUUAACAACAAUUUGAGACUGAUUACUUACAAGUGAUCAAAGCUUCAUUGAGAUAUGAUAUUGGAGACCACCCCUCUACUUCUUCUUCUUCUUUACUGGAUCGCUUUAGUUUUCACCCGUGCUUCAUUAUGAACGCUUGUAUCAGACCACCCAUUUCGAGUUCCACAGUCCCCCACUUUCAAAAUGAGGCUCAGAGAGCAAACCUUUACGAUGAAAAUAAUAAUGCCGCAAAUCCUCUGUUAAGCUCCCCCGGCAGCUUAUUCAGUUCAUACAUUUGAGCAAAGACGAUGUUAUCAGUUCUCCAUAAAGAACUAGAAAGCAAGGUGGAAAAGCUCAAGUACAAGAAGUUGGAGGUCAUGCAGCUGAGGAAAAAAAACAAAUCCGAACUUCCAGCUGGUGAAUAAACCAUCCUGGAUCAGUCCACAUGUAGUGUUACAUAUGGGAUUGAUUAAUACAGUAUUAUCAUUCAUUAGUGAAGACUGAUAAGGGAGAGGGAAUGGGGAGCUUAAAAGAGAGGGGUGUCGAGGAAUCGGCUAUCAAACGCGAACACUUUCCUCAGCGCAAACGACUCAAAACACAUGUUCUUGUCUCAUUGUCUACUGUUGAUGUCAAUCAAAAAAAUAAACGGAAGCGGAGGCGCAUUCCCGCGCCUAGAGUCAAGACGAUUUACAGUUUCUAGACCUAGGUCUCCGCUUCCUCUAAGAAACACAGUUUUGUGAUCGGUCUCUUGUACUCCUCGUAUUGAGUACGCACUGUGACUGCUCGGACCAUCCCAUUUUGUCCAGGUUGAGUAGUCACAAUCCUUCCCAAAAGCAAUAUUCCUAGUAGCUGGUUCGGUUCUGCAACAAGCACUACGUCUCCUUCCUUCAGAUUCUUUCUCUUCUCUCUCCAUUUCUUCCUCUGUAUAAGAAUAGGGAUAUACUGCUUGGUAAACCGCUUCCAAAAGAAGUUGACAAGCGCCUGAGACUGUCGCAAUAGUUGCGAUGAGUUGAUCUCUCUCACACUAACAUCAGCUUCUUCAUUACUCGGAUUUGUUCGCACAAGCGGAAAAUGAUUUGGCGUCAGCUCUUCUAUAUCACCCGCAUCGCUUGAGACGUGUGAUGGGACGACUGUCCAGUAUCCCUUCUGCUUCCACCAGAGCAGUUCUAAGCGCUUCUUUAGCAACGAUCCUAUUUUGCAACACAGACUUCAAGGUUUUCCUUUUACACUCCACUAACCUCUCCCACAUGCCACCGAAGUGGGGUGCACUUGGCCGUUGGAAAUUCCACUCAGUCUCCGUUGGUGCACAAAAGUUUUGUACUUUAUCUUCAUUUAAUUGCUUAAGACGUUUCAAAAGCUCAUUAUUGACAAAGUUAAUUCCAUUAUCGCCGUAUAUUCUUUGUGGUCUCCCACGUCGCGCAAUGAACCUCUUCAAAGCGAUAAUGAAAUGAUCCGUCGAUAGAUCGUCCACCAGUUCAAGAUGGCAAGCUCUAGUAGCCAUGCAAAGAAACUAACAACCGUACACUUUAACGUCACUGCGUCUCUCCUUAAUUAUCAUAGGACCAAAGAAAUCAACCCCAGUGUUCCUGAAUACUAUUCCAGGUUCAAGUCUACACUCAGGCACGUUUCCCAUUUGCUGCUCCUGGGGUUUUACUGUCUGACGAUAACAGUGAUUGCACUUAAAUUUCACGCUACUUACAGCUGGACGACAAUGGAUGAUCCAAUACUCCUGUCUCAUUUGAUCCAGCAAAUGUUCGAUUGCCGUAGAUGAUGGUAGAUACGAUGCAUGUCCUCAAUGAUCAACUGUGCAAGCUCAUGACGUGAGUCAAAUAUCUUUGGGUGUCGUGUCUUGUAAGGGAGGGCUUAUGCCUUUGCAACCUUCCACCUACUACUAGAAAUCCACCUUCCAUUCUCGGAUCAAGGGAUUUGAUUCUGCUCCGCUUACGAACCUGCUGACGAUUUUCCAGGCACCUUAUCUCCUCGCCAAAAUACUCUACUUACGGUCUCUUCACUAGCUGGUUCUGAGCAGCUCUUAACUCUGUUGCUGUCAGCAAUCUCGUCUGACGAAGUUCCUUCUUUACUAUUGUAUUGUUUACAAAUCGCAUCACGUACGCCAGCACUCUUCUUAGUUUAGCUGGGGACCAACAUCUUUUCUUUUCCAAAACAGGUUCAGUUUCCUAGGAAACUCCGACCCAUCUUACCCUUUUCCUUUCUCACUCGUCUUCUUCCAGGGCCACUUCAACUUUGCUUUCGGGGCACAACUCGGCUACUCAGAGUAAAGGAAUUCCGGCCCAGCGCUGUAGCGAUGCUUCACGUUUGGUUCUACAGGGCGGAGUCCCCGGGUAUUAUCAUCUGCUGAAGUAUCACCUGUCCGCACGUAUCUCCAACUCACCGUACCCGCCUUUAGUACAGUCUCCACGUUACUCGUGAUUAUGUGAAUCUCCGAUAUUUGAUUACCCACGAAUGCCUUGUAGUUGGAGCUCGUCUGGUGAAUCCAAUGGGGAACGGCGGUAGAAUCAUUCCAAAAAGUUAUCUUCUCUAUCUUUGUCAUAAACUCUGCCGCUAGUGUUUGAGCUAAACGGGCAGCAAUAAGAGCUCUCAUUAGUUCAAGCCUGCAGAGAGACUGUGCCUUAAGGGGCGCAACUAGACCUUUCCCAGCGACAUUACUACAUUAUCUUCAAAUACUUGUCUAAGGUACGCACACACUCCGAAAGCAUCUUGUGUCGCGUUACAAAACACAUGCAGGUUAGUUUCUCGAAAUGGCUCGAUUCGGCUGAAAAGUACCCGCGGAAUAUCCUCAGUUUCAAGCAGCUCUGAUUCUUUAAAAAAAAUCAGCCUCUUUCAACUCAUCAUUCCAUCCGUACUUUAAGCGAUUCAGAUUUUGAAGGAUAAUCUUGCUUCUAAUUGAAAACGGGAUAAGAAGUUCUCGAGAAUCCCAAACAGAGAACGCUUGGCUUAAGACUGUUCUCUUUGUAGUAGCUGGUUCUUUUCUAAGUGCAUUGAACCUAAAUAAAUCCCACGUAACGCCCAAUGCUCGGUCUGUUGGUAAUCUAUUUUCACUCAACUCAAGGAAACGCGGAGACCUAUCCUCUACUGGGAUGGUUGCUAACACCUCAGGGUCGUUCGUUAACCACUUGUGCAGGUGGAAGCCUCCACGGCGCAGUAAUUCCGUCAUUUGUCUCCGCAUUUAUAUGGCUUCUUCUCUCGAGACGGUGGACGGUAGACCGUCGUCCAUAUAAAAAAGCAGUUUGCUCUAGAACUGGUAGACACUGUGUUCUUCGCUCGGUGAUUCUCCCCAAAGAAACCUGAUGGCUGCCUGAUCACUCUCGGGUAAACGCAACAUGUGGCACAUUUCUCGCACGUCUACAGUAGUUAUGAUUCAGCAUUUUACGCCUGUUUGGUGGAUAGUUAAGGAUAGUUUAGGGUUAAUCGCUUUAGGGAUAGUCGAUGACGUCACCUCAUUAGUAAAACCUCGACCUUAUGUCAAGUGCGUUCCUCCAUAUAUAAUUAAGUGGAUAUUCGUUUCGGCAUAUGGAAGAACACAAUAGGCACAAUAGGCUUGCCUAGGCUUUCCCGGCUUUUCCGGUAAGUAACUUUAUUCCGGUUUUCGAACUGUCUAUUGGAAAAAAUAGGAAUGAGAGGAGCAAUCACCUAGCAACGCAACAAUACAAAGGUCCAGGAAAAAAAAUCUAUAACAUUCAUAGUAGGUCUAGUCUUGACCUUGUGGAAUGGGCUGCUUUUCGUACAAUCGAUUGAGUAAGAAUUUUUGCUUAUCGAUAUUAAGUUCUGUCGAUUCCAGCCAAUCAAAUCCUUCCGAAUCUUUAAGCUCUUUUUGGGUUUCCAUCACUUUUUUGAAGGCGGGCUCUUUUUUGAUGGCACGCAUUCACUAUAGAUUCUCUAAGAAUGCUUUUUUCAGCUCUUUUCUGUAAACAGGAGGAAGAGUGUCCUCGAUUUUAAUACGAGCCACGUUUUUCGAAUCUCCGUUUUCUUCGUAUUGAUCAAAGAGUUUAGCUGGGUCUCAUGGCGUUUCUCGGCUUCAUCAAAAAUGCGUGACCACGGCUCUAGGUGCUCUGUUUCUUCUUUGGAAGACUCCGUUCCUUGGCUAGAGACUUCGCUUUGUUCACUGUCUUCAUAAUUUUCAGCACCUUGUUGAAGAAGGCUGUAAUGAUGGUUACUGUUCCACAUUUUUGUUUUGGCGUUCUGAUAGGAAACUAAACUUCAGCAAGUAACGCGUCUCUUUUAUAGAAAAUUGGUGAAGGCGGUGUUACUAAGCGUUCUACUUUGUAAAUAAUAAUCUAUCUUACAUCGACCCCACAUCGACCCCAAAAUCGACCCCACAUCGACCCUACAUCGACCCUGCAUCGACCCUACAUCGACUCACAGUCAACUCCUAUUUCAACCCAGCUUCGCAGUAAAGCUAUAUUCCACCACCCCCACCACAUUUCUAUUCUUUUCUCUCCAUCACCACCUCCUCAUUUUUACGGUUUUUAUAUCAGGUAAGUUAUUUAGAAGAUCAGAGGGGCUAAAGCAAGGCUAAAAAGGCCAAACGAAGAUCAAAUGGGCCAAAACCAGGACAAAAGGGACAAAAAAGACUAUCGGGCCAAGUUUCGUAAUACUUUCUCUUUAAUCUAUGUACUUCAAUCUACGUAUCUUUAGGAAAUUCUCUAGCCAGCCCCGCUACAUCUAUACAACUGGGACAAGGUUACUCUUCUACAGUGUCUCCUGGUCUCUUGCUAUCCAGGUAAUUACGACAAUCUUGACAGAGCAUUAUAUAUCGAAGAGCUAAACAUCGAUAGUUUAAUUCGUCACACUUCUUUUCUUUCUGACGCAAUUGUCGUUGCGUGUUUUCCACUAACCCCUCUUUCGCUCUUAACAUCAUGACCCAACUGCUUAAAAUUCAAGAGGUGGCCAUCAGUGAACGGUUUCUUGCCCGUCCUUUUUCUAAUCUGGAUGGAGUUAUUGUUGUUAUAGCGUUCUUCCCAGCUUUCAUAUUGUUCUUUGCAUUCCUCUUAUUGGUUGGUUAUUGCUACUUGAUCAUUAAUAACAAUAAUAAUAAACAAGAGCAAUAAAUAACAUAAUCUGAAAUUUGAAAUACCAAUUACUAAAGCAAGAUCAAGACUUUUUAAUUAGGCACUGUUUUUUGUGAUUACACUUAAUAAGGAUGAUGAUGAUCCAAUAUUGAGAGCUGUUGAGUGGCUAGCGACAAGCGACAAGCGACACCCACGCGUGUGUAUGAGAAAAAGAGGCAUAUGACUAAAAAUGGUCCGUUUGUCUCUUUUGUCCUUUUUGGCCUGUUUUUGUCUAUUUUUCCGGGGUUUUGGCCUUUGUGACACUCUAUAUAACCUGACUAUUUGCGAAAUAGAUGUCAUUUGAGUUCAGCCAUCGAACUGUCAACAUGGUUUACAAGAGAGUUUGCAGAAACUGUCCGAUUUCAUCGUGCAGGGCGAAGUACCUUAUUGUCAGAUUAGCUAACCAUCUCGCGGAUCUUCAUCAGAUAGACCACAUACGGCACACUCGGUUUGACAAUUUUAAUGAACGCUGGAAGCAUUUUAUCAAAAAAUUGAUUUAGCUUGACUUGUGGCUCACCUGGGCUCCCUGUGGCAGGCGGACUGCAUAUCGUAUUUUCGCCUCGAGGCUUUCUUGUCUCCGGUUUUGCAUUUCGCUUAAUUUCUUCAUUCGUUGUCAUCGCCUUCUUCAACGCCUGGAACGGUUAAGGAUUCUUUACCAACGGGAUGUUUAUCAUCAACAACAGUCUGAGUGUUGGAAGUAGAUUUCAGAUGUAAUAGUGAAACACGAUCCUCUACACUGUCAACAGGUAAUCCCGCUAAAUUUAUAAAGUCAAUAUCUCCAUGAUUAGAAUCCUCGAUAGCAAGGCAUCUUCGUAGGCCACUUCAAAUUUCGUUUUUUCAGCUCUCCUUUUAAGUUCUAGCAGCUCGGUACGUCGUUCCGCCUCGGAACACAGUAGCGUUAUAUCUUCUUCGCAUUUUUGCUUGGCUAUUUUUAACUCGAGGGCGAGUUUCUCUACUUGAAGGUUCUUUCUCAGAAUUGAGCUUUUACUUGCUUUGGACGAACUGGUAGACUCACUAGCUGGAAAUAACUUCAAUGUUUGACCUCUUUUUCCCCUGAAAAUGGGGGCUUAUUAGAGAGAAGGGGGGCUCAUUUAAGAUGUUUACGGUAAUCAAAGUGUUACUCUACGCUUACCUCCUGAGUCACUCGAAAAUGUUCUUUUGCGUGAUUUGGUGGGCGAUAGGUACUCCGGCCUGUUUAUAAGGUACACGUGCAACCUGUGUUAAGUAAUAUGGAAACAGUAUCAAGUUUAAAAAAGUACCCUUAUGGAGAGGAGAAGUGUGACGUCAGGUUACCAUGGUAGCAAAAUUUCUGGAUCACAACAAUAGGGAGCUUAACGAAAACGCAGAAAAAUUGUAGGCUUAGUAGCAAAACAACAACUUUGAACCUGCAUCGCGCUUUUUUGUAAAUUCCUUAGCUGUCGUUGGACGACUGCGACAUAACCUGAGAUCAGGCCCGAUUCUCAUACAAUCUCUCUAACGGCUACCGCUAAAAUUGGGCCCGAUACAAACUCUGUCACAAGUUCGUGCUCACUGCGGCCAGAUUUUGGCCGCAAGGCUGAUUGGCUUAGAACAAUGUCACAAGAUCUGAUUGGCUGUUGGAAUCAACGGAAGUUGAAAGGGCUUAUUCCUCGCGUUAUUGUUUUCGCGAGGAUUGAUAUUGCUGUCUUUUUUAUUGUUUUAUGGUUUUAUAGUAGGGAAAUAUGCCUUAAUAUGUGCCAUGGAGAUUCAGAAAAUUCAGAUGGUUGUUCAUAUCUUCUCAGGAUUUGCCUUAUUUACGAAACUAAUGAGUGUAUCGCAGAGUUGAAUCUCUCUGCAAGUUGUUGACCGCGUACAAUGUGUAGAAUAUGCCUUUUGAUUCACCAGCAAACGAGUGCAAAUCAAAAUACUGUCCAUCUUAAAACUGUUUUAUUUUAAAGGUUUAGCCUGGAAUGACUUCUCUGAACGGGGUACGCAAGCGGAGGCUCACUGCGAAAGAAACCUCAAUCGCCAACUGUGAAGUAUUAGACAAAAAAUAUUGCAUUGCUGUUCAAGGAAUUUUUGUAGGCAUUAUUAUAAGCUAGUGGCGCUAGUAACAGACUUGUUGUUAGCCUUCGCUUUUUGUAAAAAAUAAACCAGGAAAACUGAUGAUGGUGUCCUCGCUCGUUGGCAGUUUGCUGUUUGUUAAUUUCGAUUAAUAAAUUUAGCGAGCUUUUCAGACCUGCAGUAAAACAACAACACAACUAAAGAGAACUACGAAGUGUGUUUGUAAUAUUGUUUUUCGUUUUGUUUACAGGUCAGUUGAGCAUGCAUUUUUAGUAGUGUCGUUUCGUCUUUGCAAAUUGGCUAAUAACAUUUACCUGGAUCUAUAAAAAAAUAUAUUUUUUUAGACGUUUUGUUUCUUUAUAUAGUAAAUUCGCAAAUUGCAAGUGUACUUUUUGACCAACAGAAAUAACCUUCGAGAUCUCCUUUAAUCUCGUAAGAUGUUAAAUGUGAUUGUGCUGACUGUUUUUAUUUUUAGUUAAAAAGUUAGAUGGUAAAAGCUAUUUUUUUAAGUCAGCGAGUGUGCAGUUUUCCCACGUAAGAACAAUUUGCAUACUAAAAAAACAAGGAACGGAAGUAAUUUUGGUUGGCUGAUUCAGCAAAUGGCAAUCAAUCAAAAAAGUGGGCGGCAGACGUUUCGUAGAAGGUUUGUAUCAGGCUCUCUUUUCGUUUCGCCUUGCCCGCCGGAAUGUUAUUUACAAAGCGAAACGAAAAUUGAGCCUGAUCUCAGGUGAACUGCGACAUGAAACUUCCAAAUUUCCUACAACACAAAAAUUCUGUUUUCCCAGAAAAUGUCCCCACCAUUUGACAAAUUGAGUGAAUGAAAUUGAAAAAGAUAAAUUUUAAAAAAUUUCAAAUUUCAUAAAGUUUCAAACAGUGCGAGUUCUCUUUUUAAGUGGCCUUUUCGGUCUGUUGUCAUCUAGAAAUUUUGCUACAUAGCAUGGCAAUUAGUGACUUAACAACUUAUCCUCCCUAUAUAAGUCUAUAAAAGUUUCUUAAACUUCGAUAGCAAAGGGUAAAAAACGUUCUUUAAUUUGUUUUCUCUCAUCUUUUUUUCUAAUAGCACCUGCAGGCUCAUGAUCUUGUAAUUGACAAUUUGUUUCUUAAUAGGAAAGGCCUUUUGUCAUGGCAGAAAAAUAGUGUGAUGUCAAAGGAAUUAGAAGGAAGAUUAAGCUUGGUUUACAACGCACCCAGUAACGUAAAUCACAAAUUAAAAAGACUAAGGAGAGUUGGGGGGGGCGUGGGCGAGGGAAAUUCAGAUCCAAAAUCAACAAUCGAAAAGCGAAUCCAAAGGUGUAUUUUUAAUGAAAAACGCACAAGCGAGUUGAUUUAUAAGAUCAAAUCUAAAUCCAGACUUUUAGUUAUCAAGACUCACACAGACAUAAUUUGCAGUGCGCGUAACUCGGGCCAGUCCUGCUUUUGGAAGGGAUGAUCAUUUUAGAUUUCCGCAUCGAACUCCAGGUUGCUUUAUACAUAUUUUGUCGCUCAAUGUAUCCGUGUGAAAGUUAAUAUUAAAAAAGGGCAACUGACCAUUUUAAUUAUACCCUUUUACUCUUUUCUUCCUUUCACCAUUCUAUUCAUCUUUUUCUUUCCAGGUUUAGAGGGAUUUUACGGCUUUUUAGAACUGAUCCAAAAAUUUCUGCCUUGAUCUUUUCUUUUUUCAAUCAAAUGGCUCAAUAGACCUUGUCACGGUUUUCGACGCCAUCCUGAAGAGAAGGCAAACGAGUGAAAAAUCACAGUGUUUGUAUGAGAAUCUAAUGUCGAAUAGUUUCCGUAAAACGGCUGUUCUGAAGAAAAUAUGAAUUGAAGACUAAAGCUGCAAAACAAAGGAUGUACUAAAACCAUUUUGGGGGCGUACCUAUGCUUAAAUGUCUCCAGAGGCUUGCUUUAGAUUUUCCAUAUCUUUGUCCGUAAUUUUCCCGGGACUUUUCUUAGAGACAAAUGCAUAUAAAAUUUUAAAAAGUGGUUCUAGGUCUUCUAGCGCAUCUAACGCCCUCAAUUUUUUUCCGAGUAGAAUCCAUAGGAGUGAAGCUUUAGUUUACAAUUAACAGCCGUUCUACGGAAAUUAAUCAACAUUAGAUUCUCAUACAAACACUGUAAUUUCUCACUCGUUUGCCUUCUCGUCAGAAUGGCGUCGAAAACUGUGACAAGGUCUAUUUUCACGACGUAACGGCCCCGUGUUUUUACCAUAAAUUUCCAAAUAAAUCACCAAGUACAAUAACUAUAAAUACUAAGUAAUUUAACUUUACCUACGAGAAGUAAGUUUCUUGUGCAAUCUCUAGUCCUCCACUGUUUUGGACUCUUCGCUGAAACUGGUUUUUUAGUAAAGUCUUUGCUAUUCAGGUCUAUCUAAUUUUGUGCCCUUUAAUUCCUCCAUUUACGAGAAAGCUGGCAUUUGGGAGUAACUUCUCGUCACCUUUACUUGUACUGUCUGACGGCUGGUUUGUUAACUAGAAACACUAGGAUUUUCUACGACUACCGUUCGCUGUUUUGAUGGAUAAUCGAUCAUCCUUCCUUCUUUGUGUCCAGCCUGCUUUUUUCCCAAGUGAAACUAGUUUUCAGUGACAUUCAAAACACUUAACUUUGUUUAGUAGUAUUCAAAAUGGCAUUCUUAAAAUAUCCCUACAAAUUUCGUUUGGUCAGAUAAUUGUUCAAGAAAGAAAAGAAAAAUAAACUGUAAAAAGAAAAAAAACCUGUUUUCCAAGUACUUUUAGCUCUUAAUGAUCACUCUGACCAAACUUUAAAUUCGCAAUUAUAGAUAUUUGCAAAAAACAAUAACAACAAACUACGUCUAACCAUAUACUUAUAAAAAAACAAAUAUAUAAAUAAAAAAUUACUGUCUAAAUCUUACUUCAAGGGUAUUAAACUGUAGGAAAAAAGACUGGGGAAAGUCACUUGUAGCAAUAUGGUAUUAGAAUAAACAGAUUUUACAGAAAAUCAAGGUAGAAUAAAUUUACAUUUUGACAAUACUUUCUCAAAAUGUAUCAUGCUUUUGUCUCUAUUUUCUCAUACUGUUUGACGAAAAUAUAAUGUUUUGGAGACACCAUAAGUCGCUUUAUUUGGACAGAGUAGGGAAGUCGGGAGAAAACGGAAUCACCGAAAAAAAAUGCAAUUAUAGGCUUACAACGAACUUGAAAGGUUGGAGUAACUUACAACUUGUUAAAGACUGAUUUGCUUGAGUAGUUUACCUUUUAAAUUUCGGGAAAAUACACUUACGAUUACCCAAACAAAUGCUUUGCUUAGGAUAAUAAUUAUUAAUUGACAGACGCACAUAGCAAUGAAUAAAUAGAUCAAUGAUAAUAAGAAGAAUAAUUGCCAUGGAUGAAUAUUUCAAUCGGCUAAUUGGCUGACCAAUUCAUACCUUAUCACAGAGGCGAACGUCGUGGUUCCCCUAUUCUGAAAAGUGAUGCAACAAAACUUCAGUCUCCCUUUUCAUCGUCUAAGUUCUGUAGGCUGUAAUUGUCUUUUUUUCUUUCUUUCUCUUGCGCGAACUGGGGGAAGUCAAACUAAUAAUUAUUAUUAUUUUAUUGCAAGUAAUUGAAAAUUUGAUGUAACCAAAUAAGAGAAUAAAUAUAAGAAUAAUAACCAUUUCGGAAUAGUUAGUCAUGUGACCCACUUUCUGCAUACGUACAUGUACACGCACGAAAACGAUUUGCUUUGAAAAACACUUUAGCUAUGUAAUGUUUAGUCAAAUUUGUAAUUUUUUUUAGCAAGAUCAUGCCAGUCCUGUUGAAGUAAGUAUGAUUUGUAGCUUUGUUUGUUUUUAUCCAUUUCCCUAUUAAAAGAACUCAUUGGAGUUGUUUCUGUAAACUUAGGUUAUUUCUCUUUGCAUUUUAGAAAUAUAACAGUGCGUUAUUCGCUAAAAAGAUUUUCUAACGUAUUAGAAAUAUAUUGCUAUUAUGAUAUAAGAAUGAUAUUAUGUUUGCAGUGAAUCCCAUGCGUGUAGUUUAGGCGUUACUUUCUCUGGUUUUUCAGGCUUGCGAAGGCAAGAGCGAGGUGGGAGAAGAGCACGAGACACGCGUGACGAGGGAACACUACUUCUUCUUUUGAAGGUGGCUUGAGCUCUCUUGCUUACCGUGACUUAAAUGAAAAAAAAUAAUAAUUAUAAUAAUAAUGAUAAAAAACAGGAAAUGAAUAAGAAAACUCUGUUUCUUUUUUUCUUUCCUCUAUCUUUUCUUGAUAUGGAAAUAAUUAACAUUCAACGGAUUAGUUGGCCUGCUAAGAAAGCCCUUUUGCGUUGUGGGGGAUAAAGCGAAUGGAAGACAGUUGAAGGGUUUUCAGAGCGCUUAUUCGCGGCCUAGCCGGCUUGGUCUGUUGCAUUGGAACUGAACAAGAACGACCUAGGUUUAAUUUCACAAAACAUACAAUGCGAAUAGCACUGUUUUUAAAAACAGGAAGUUGCGGGAACUAAUUAAUACAAAAUCAUAGACUCCCCCAGAGUCAUUUCUCGCAUUGGGAAUUUUUUAUUCAACAGUGCCCGAUUGUAGUGAUAUUUCUAAAUGCAGUUUGAAGAAUAUCGAAUUUAUUGUACAAUCAUUAGGUGCGUUUAGUUUUUGAUAACUAACGAAUUUAAAGUUUCUUACUAUUUUGUAGUUAAAAGUGAGAGCUGUGAAUGUCAGACGACAAGACGAUCUCAGACAACACGUCAACAACGGCAGUGAAAUCUCCAUACAUUGGUUAGUGAAUGGAAAAGAGUCUCAAGACAUGGUAAGAACUCUUUGCACUUCAAGAUGUCAAGACGACAUUAUCUCUGUCCCGCUCUCUUUUAUUAUAAUUAUUUUUUCUAUAAGAGGAAACAUGCAAUAACCACCAGUGGAGUGGAGGUGAUAUACCCUUUUGUGGUUUUUGAAAGAAAGGUGAUAUUAUGGAAAUAAAACAUUAAAAAAUGAGUGGCCUGUUUGAAAUGUUUAACCGACAUGUGACAUGCUUUGGAAAAAGUGAAGUUGCUUGGAUACUAGUUAUUGCUUUACGAUCGCGGCAUUAUUAUUGUUCAGUCAUUACCCUUAUUUAAGAGCUAGCUUUCAAGCAAGGAUCUACUGGAUUUUAUAACAUAACGUAAUUUGUGAGUGGUAUAGUACAUUGUAUAUAGUUCUUUUACUGAAUAUGUGUCUAUUGUUUUUGUGAAACCUCUCAUAUAAGCUCAGCUUCACAAUGUGUAUAUAAUAGCCCCUAAAAGAUCAUUCAGCCGCACAAAUGGAAAUGUAUGUAAAUAUAAUUUCUAUAAUAUCUUUAUUGUAACAUAAGUAGCAGAAACCUGUUUUUUCUGUUUAUCGAUGUUAAUUUUUCUAUCUUUAAUUUCAUAAUGCCAAUAAUGAGGGAAUAUAGGGUUUUGAAUCUUGUCUUUUAUGUUUAUUUUUCUUAAGCGAUCAAAGAAAGAAUGAACGGGUGGCGCUUAAGUAAAUCAACAAUGCCAUCCAUAACUGCAAUGUUUUGAGAUUUUGGGGCAAAUUCCUUGAUAGAAGCUUUUUCAUUUAUUUUCAUGUUAAUUUUACAUGUAUGUCGAUGUAUUUAUAUAUAUUCCUUUCCUUCUUCCUGAAAUGCAGACCUUAUAACUAGUAAUUAAAACCGUUUGGCCAAAACCCAACCUCCAAGUGUUACAUGCAAAGUGAGUGCCUGGCCAGCUUUCAAAUAGCGUAGGAAAUCAAGAAAUUUUGAAGUUUACUCGGUUAAAAUUCGCUUACUAGGCUAGUUCAACGGUCACAGAGAGCAUGGAGAGGGAAGUGUUUCAAGUCACAAGUUGAUGUCCAGAGAGGGUUGCGGGGGAGCUUAUAUGUGCUUCAAAACACGACCAUAAGUGACUACCAGUGAGUUAUGUCGCCACCAUACAUUUACUCCCUUAUCUACCCCGAGUUAACGUGUUGUUUAUUCAUGAUAUAUAGAUUUAGCCAGGGUAAAAACCGAAGCUCUCGUUAAUAUGCUUAUAAUUUACUCAAAAUAUAAAAAUGUGUGAUGCUAAACGGCUACGACAACAAGAACGGCAAUCAACAAGUCUAUUUAGCAAAAAUAACAACAACAACAACUUUGCACGUGCAGGUCACGUUUUGUACAUUUCUUUGCCGUUGCUGUUGCAACUUGAAGCUUCCUAGUUGGACUUUUUAGGAAGGAAAUGCGUCGUAUGUGCUUACACACACAAAAAAAACUGCUGCUUGUGUUCCUGUUCACGUUUCCUUUUUUUCUUUUUCUCUUUCUUCUUUUUACUGUCGCUCAUUUUCACGUUGCUGGCCACUAGCAUUUCUCAUUUUCUCACCACCGCUACAGAAUUUUAAUGAUUUUUUUCCAACGAAAUUCGUCUCCUUUGUUUUUCAUCUCCAGCUGUAGCUCUCUGUUCGUCUUUUGUUGCCUACUUUCUCGUUUUCUCUGCCUUUUUCUAUUUUCCAAAUUUGUGAAAAUGGCAAGUUAUCUAAGCUUAAUACUUUAGACAACACAUAUACAGCAACAAUUUCCGCUUUCCUUUUUGUCCGGCUAUGGUCGGCUAUUGAUUCUUGCUUCACAAGACGCGAGUGGCCUAGUGAUUUUCCGCCAAACAAACCUCGAGUUGCAGUUGGGUAAUGCCAUACCUGUUGAUUGAGUCAUUUUACAUUGGUAUGCCUGUAGUGGGGACUGUCCGACGUACGGUCACGUGACUAAGUCACCAAAAUCUCACGGAUUCUUACCCAUAGUGCUUCGCUUCGCGCGCUAGAGAGCUCCGCUACAGUUCACAACUGCAGUCAAUUAUUUAUUGGCUUUUUCUUUUGCUUUCAGGAGAUCGCUUAGGAAAAGCAAAAAUGCAAAGUUUGUUAAUCACUCCUAAGAGACUUCUUAUUUUCCUUGGAACGGGGAUAUUCAUCUUGCUGGUUAGAAAGAGCUUGCAGCAGAGAAAUUCUUUGACAGGUAAAACACAAAGAGACCUUUUCUCGUAGUUUAAAUACACCACCUUAGUCUUAUACUCCGUCAAGUGGGUCUGCAACUUUAGUUUUAUUCACUGCAUGGCAAUUUUUUUCUUAAUUGUCUGUGGUGCGAGGUGCGAGUACCCCUAAUGAUCCCCGACGCAAAUGAUCCACAAAAUGGGCCGCGAAUGAUCCUCAACCGCAAGUAAUCCCGUGAAAAGUAGAGCAGGGAUGGAUUUUAGGGAUCAUUUUGCGGUCUGUGGAUCAUUUGCGUCACGUGUUACAGAUGUAUGGUUAGUUUGACAUGAUGUCGCUCUGCUGAAUCUAGGAGAAACAAUCGAACUUAUAUAUAAUCACCUUACCAUUCCCCCUUGAAAACAGACAAACAACAACAACAACUCUCUAAAGUAGGUAUGUACGCACUAACUUAUAUCUUUACGCCAAAAUGGAAGGGUAAGCAAUACGGGGAAAUAGCACCGAUGAAGGCAGUUACAAUGGAACCUUGAUAUAACGAAGUGUCAAGGGAAUGGGAAAAUGUGUUCGCUAUAUAAGGAGGUUUCGUUAUAUCGAGAUUCUUUUUCAUAUAUUUUACGAUUACUGGUGUAAAGAAAAUCGUUCGCUAUAAUGAGAACUCUGUUAUAUAGAGGUUCGUUAUAUCGAGUUUCAUUUUUACUGAGAUCUUAUAGACUAAAGCCAACUUUUGUCUAAGGGUUAUUAUUGACUUGUGUUUUCAUUUAUCAAUCUUACGUGCAGAUCAGGUUUCAUCAACUUGAGCAAUAUCAUUCAUUUACUGCAUAUCUUUUGAUUGUAGUUUGUGGAUCAAAAACGGAUGUAAAUAUCAAGACAGGAGCCUAUGCUCCUGAUCAAUAUAAUAUGACAACAUGAUACCAUAUUGAACACUCCUUGCACCAACCACCCCACCCUUACUUCUAGUUCUAACUGCUUCAGCCUCUUGCCUAAUCGGCUAGUCUACCCUUGCUUACUUACUCCUACCUGCCGAACGCACUCCCCUAACUUGCAAUUAUUACUAGUAUUAUUAUAGUUAAUUGUGAUUAUGAUUGUGAUUUUCUGCCCAGUGCCAGAUGCUCGUAAUGCAUACCACCCCUCCCCUUUUCCCUCCUCCCAAGAAAAAAAAGUGGACCUCUGAUACAAAGAGCAAUAACUGCCUUUUCGAAGUUAAGGGAGCUUAUAUUUUCUAUUUUCUUUUAAUACUUUCUCAGUCUGUAAUUUAAAAUGUUCCUUCUCUCGUUUUCCACAUUUUACUUUAAGCUCGAUCAAGUCCUUGCAACUAUGACAGACUUCCAGAGAGCCUGGUAAAACUGAACCAAAUGUACAACGAUGUUAAGACGUUCGUAAUUUUUUUGGGUUACUCAACACCUAUGGAAAGUCUCACAAGUGCCAUGUUAAAUGCACAUCCCGAAAUAUUCAUUCCUCAGCAGUACGAUAUCAUUGGGAACUGGAAGAUGUUUCACGACAAUAAUCUUCAAGAUCUUGGCCAGCAGAAAUACUUGCUGUUUUUCCAUUUGCACUAUCUUUCACGAUACCAAUCUUUGUUUAGGAAUAAAGCCAACAAACCCAGUCAGUUCUGGUUGUGGACUUAUAAAGGCGACAUCGUGCCCAACUUCUUUGUUCCUGACUCCCGGCAGGAAUCUAUCAAAGGAAAAAUUAAGGUUGGUAUUUUUAAAUUAGUUACUCAUAGGAAGGCUAUAAACCCAAUAUGUCGGUGCGGGGAUCAAAAAUAUAGUUUUUAGGCAAAGACAACAUGUUGGGAAUUAGAGCCAGUAAAUUAACUUAUUUUACUCAUUUUUUUUAAUUUUCCGUUUUAGCUGGGAUCUCACUUCUUCAACCUUCACGUAAGAACGCAAAAGCACUAAUUAUCCCAAAGAAACCUUUGUGUCCUUGUGACAGCGUAGAUAGAAAUGAAUGUGAUAUGCAUUUCAAAAAUUUAACCCACAGAAAUUAAUCACACAGACCAUGUGUGUUGUUAAAACUUUGUUUUGACAUAUUUAGUGUGUUCAAGUGAUCAUAUUUAGAAUUAUUAAAAACUGAAUCAUUGGAUAAUACAAUUCUAGAGCUCUGAUUGGCCUAGCCAUCAUGGUAUAUGAGCCAUUACUCCAUGCUCUCCAAAUAUGGUAACUGUACGCGUCCGCUCAAAAUUAAAUUAAAUACAAGCUGGAAAACGAUUGUUUUUACACAUAAAGACGGGAAAAAUUCUCGAUAUUUUGUCGGCGUUAAGUAAAGAACAAUUCUUCUACUCGCGCUUGUUGGAUGUAUGUAGAAUACUUCAUGGAAAGUGCGUACGUACGGUAUUUACGCACGAGUUGUUGAUGUAUCAGAAAUCGAACGGGUGAGCCCAUCGAACGAGUGAAAUUUCUGAUACAAAAAAGAGUGCGUAAAUACUAUACAAAGCACUUUCCAUGUGGUAUUUUGUUUAUUACAUACAUAUUGAGACACUCAACAUUUUGCCACCCCAGUUUUAUUUCAAAUCUUCCAAAAUCCUAAAAUCUCAAGGGGUUUAAGGCCUGGAUCAAAGGUGAAUGAUUGGCAAUAUCUCUCGCUAGGAGACCUAGAAAAAAACGAAUUUUUCCCCAAAGGUAAAUCUUGAGGUUUUCUUGUGCCUUAACGUUUAAUUAUGGUCACGUGACAGGUCACCUGACCAAAAAAUACCUUACUUGCUACCUUUGGAAUGAACGGACGCGAAGUUUGAAAUUAAAGUUGUUAAAUAAUUUAAGAUUAAAUUUGGGCAUUUAAAAUGAAGUUCCUUCAUAAUUUUUGUCAUUGAAGCACAAUGGACGGUCAUUCCAAACCUGAAGUGUUUACUUAGAAAUAUUUAAAUAAAUAUGAAUUAGAAAAAUGUUAAUGCUCGACGAUUGAUUUUCUUAAAUUGGCCAGCAAUUGGUCAAUAAUUUUCAAUUUUUGCAAAAUGGUCACGUGACAAAUCACGUGACUUAUUAACACAAUAUUUAUACUUUAAAAUGUUAAGGACGAUGAGUUGUUUGUGUGCCAAAUUUUGACUUCAAAGCCAUCAUCUAUGCCGAAGUUAUAGCCAAUAAAUCAUUUUCCACAGGUAAACACCUUAGUCCCAGCCCUAAACUACUUGAGAAAGCCAAAAUAUGCCGCUACACACCACGAAAUGACAAAGAAAACGAAGUAUAUUAGUAAGCUUAUUUAAAAACGCUUGGUAAAAAUUAUAAUGGGGGUAAGGAUAUGAAGUAACCCAGGAAUUUCAAGUAAUAUUAACUUCUUUUUUUUUCUGAAUGUACAAAAUUAAAUAAAAAUGAGCGAUUUUUGUUUUACUCUUUUCUACGAGAACGACUCUACUUUAUCGGGUCUUUUCUUCUGAAUGUCUGUGAAGCAACUCGCAAAUUAUAAAUUAGGGGUACUGCAAACUGCAAGUACCUAAAAAGGGGGGAAUUUUGGCGUAAAACCCACACGCCUGUGGCUUUUUAUUGGACGUAUCAUUUUUCUCACACGUGACAAAAAAACAUCGUUCGCAAUUCUGAUUGGACGUAUCGUUUUUUUUUUCUGCCAUGUGAAAAGCUUCGUUCACUCCUCUGAAUGGCUAGAACUCAUUUGCGUAUGAAAAUUUAGGCCAUUGCUUUUCAGUGAGUGUGAAUAAUUAUAUUUCAGCCAAUGAUAGAUUCGAUUCCUUUACUCAAUUCCCAUUGCAGAAUUUUUCCAGUCAGAACUUAAUUCGCAGCUGUUGAAUGACAGUUCUACAAGUUUCUUUCCAAAGCAAAUUCGAUUCCAAAUGUGCUGUGAAAUAAAUUAAAAUUCAAAAACUAACGAGAAAAAAUAAACAAAACAAACAAACAAAAAAGGCCGACUAAAAAAUGUGCAAACCCCAUUGAUGAUUUCCUGGAAAGUCCAAGUUCAGUUGACCUACUUCAGUGAACUCGAGAGCCUAAAAACGAGACAAGAAACAUAAAGUGCAUUUAACCCUACUUCUCAGUACUUUAACAGCAAAAAAGAUAAAUAAAUAAAUAAAUAAAUAGAUAAAUAAAUAAAUAAAGUAAAAUAGAAGGAAGUGGACGAAAAGUGCAAAUUAAAUGCGAAACAACUUGAAAAGGAAUUAGCACAGGCAGGGUAUAGCGCGGUUACAGGGCUUUGUUCAAAGGUUAGGAUUAAAAUCCUGGAAACAUUUUAAUUUUUUUCAUUGUAGAUUAUUGGAGAUUCAAGUGGUUUAACAACAACUAUGAAACUACACGGUCAAAAUAAUUAUACAGUUCUUAAAGAACUUCAAACAGUCGUGGGCAUUCCAGUCAAGUUUGUGCAUCUAAUUUCAAAUCCAUUCGAUACCAUUGCCGUAGAUGUGAAGCAGGUAUGACGAUAGCCAAUCAGUAAUUACUAAUUUUUAAUGUGUAUCAAGUAACUCAAAUCUGAGAGAAAUUGAAAAAAAAAAAAAUGAAAGAAAGAAAGAGAAAGUAAGAAAAGAAGAUACCACAACAGGAAAACCGGAACAUUUAAACUAGUAAAUAUGACAGGAUAAGCUAAGCAGACGUGAAAAGAAUGCUAGACUUUCUGUCGUGCUACAUGUACCAAAAUAAACCAGGAGCUGAUUAAAAUUGUAGCUAGUUCCUGAUGUAAAUGUGUUAAGUGUUCUUAAAAAAAUAAAUUAAUUAAUAAGUAACUUAUACCAAGUUUUGUAGUGGAAGUCCUUCCUCCUUGUAUUUAAGUUGUAUUGCAUUUUAGGCCAACAACUCUAAAGAGGUAAGAAGAGCGAUCAGUACUUUCUUUGGAUUAGUCAACACCAAUGAGGAUAUACGCAAGAAUUAUGGCCGUGCUGUGUUGGAUGUCAAUACUAACGACUUAAAAUUAAGACCAAGGGACACACUUAAGACCAUUUGCAGAUUCUUGGAUACUAAAUGCGACGAUAGUUAUUUGGAUGGAAUUGAAUAUCUCUUCAGAAGAGAAAUUCUUUCAAAGCAUCGUCAUCUUGUUAAGUGGACAAAAGACUUCAACGAUUCGAUUUUGAUUGAGAUGAAAAAAUACUCUUUUCUUCGGCCGUUUCUCACCUGA
Molecule: messenger RNA, 28150 nt
Organism: Porites lobata
Lineage: Eukaryota; Metazoa; Cnidaria; Anthozoa; Scleractinia; Poritidae
Source: the annotation of a GenBank genome assembly